AUGAAGUCGCAGGCAGUAAGUGUUGAACCAUCUGAAAGUGCAAGUGAUGCAGAGAUUGAAGAAGCUGAUGUGCAGCUUAAGCAGAGCCCUACAGUAUUGCAACUCAAUUCGCAAACUAUGUGUGUUCCUCAUAGUGAAGGUUGUGCAUACAAGAACUUGAUUCUUAAUCAGAAUAUUUCUGCUCGUAAAGAAUUGUAUUCUGUUCAUAAAUCUAAUGCAAACAUCGAAAUUGGUUUUCAAGAAAUCGAGAUAAAUAAGCAUGUGCCAACUGCUAAAAUUACUGAGAACUGUACACACGAUGCGAAUAAACUACAGAGUGAUGAAAAAACUGUUUCAGAUCUUCCUGUAAUUGAAAAGCCUGAAAGGACUAUAUCUUCAGAUUCAUGUGGGGGAAAACUUUCAGCAGAUAAAGAUGCUACAGAGGAGUUUACUGAUGAAUUUUCUGUGUUAGUGGCAGAAGAAAAUCUUAGCCCAGAACAGGAUUUUAAUAUGGACGAAACUGGACUUUUUUGGCGAUUUCUGCCAAGAAAGACAUAUGUGACAAGCGAAGAAAGUGCACCGUCAGGAGUGAAAGAUGCUAAAGAAAGAGUUACCAUUUUAGUAUGCAGCAAUGCAGCUGGAACUUACAAAUGUAAACCAGUGUUAGUGGGUAAGAGCACUAAUCUCAGAGCUCUGAAAGGAGUAAAAUCCUUACCUGUGAUUUACAGGAGUAAUAAAAAUUCCUGGUUCACAAAACAACUUAUGACUGAAUAA
Messenger RNA from Stegodyphus dumicola, 753 nucleotides. RefSeq lists its product as uncharacterized. NCBI's taxonomy places the organism in Eukaryota, Metazoa, Arthropoda, Arachnida, Araneae, Eresidae. The record is from RefSeq and is a predicted model, not a curated record.